Drosophila elegans is the source of this 1494-nucleotide messenger RNA. RefSeq names its product CAAX prenyl protease 1 homolog. The record is from RefSeq and is a predicted model, not a curated record. Gene Ontology annotation, molecular function: metalloendopeptidase activity. The transcript is spliced from 3 exons. Lineage: Eukaryota; Metazoa; Arthropoda; Insecta; Diptera; Drosophilidae. Gene Ontology annotation, biological process: CAAX-box protein processing. The coding region runs from base 47 to 1489 and encodes 480 amino acids. Gene Ontology annotation, cellular component: endoplasmic reticulum membrane.
UUCACUUUAUUCUCAAUAUUACAUUAACUCAUACACUGUUCGCAUUAUGUAUAUAGUUGCCCUAUAUCAGGAUCCAAUGCAUGGCAAGCGCAUUAUUAUAUCGGGUAAUGACAUUGGAAUGAGCUUGGUUCCCAAGGAACUGUCAAUCUCCGAUCCGAUUCUACUGCGCCACAUCCUUUGCCUGAUAAUUGUGAUUCACAACGUUUUUUACAUGAUUCUCUGCUGCCGUCAGUUGAAAUUGUGUAAGGAAUACAAAGCUCCACCGCCAGAAAUGGAGGGCGUCAUGUCGCAGGAGGCCUUCGAGGCCUCCAAGGAGAAGCAACUUCACUAUUCAUAUCUGGAGCUAUUCAACCUUAUAGUAGAUACAAUAUAUAGCUGUUUGGACUUAUACCUUUGCAUUUUGGCGCACAUUUGGAAGCUGACGGUGAACUGGUAUGGCCAUACGAACCACGUAUGGUUGAAUGUGACCUUCAUGACGUUGUUUUCCACUUACCUGGUGUUCCGGAUGCUGCCAUCUUUGUUCUACGAGAAACUGGUCCUGGAUCCCAAAUAUAAUGUGGAUCCUGAAAAGUCUCCACCUUUAGUGGGUCUGAUUUGUGCCAUGGCUUUCUAUGUGGUUUUUCUGCAGAUUGGCAUCAUUCCGCUGACUACAAUUUUGAUGUCCAUUGUCCGGAUGAGUGUUUGGUAUUUCGUGCUGAUCGCAUGGCUUGUGCUGGUGCUUGUAUUCCUGCUCAUGUUGGUUACGGUCGGGAUUUUCGGAGUGCCCUGUUUGGGCAAAAGUCGCCUGUUAAAGGAUUCCGAUAUGAAUGAAAGACUGCGAUUGGUUCUGAUUCAAUUCAAAUUUCCGGGUCGGGUUUAUUUGGUGCACACAUUCCAUGUGGGACGACCAACUGCCUGGGUGAUGGGAUGCUUCUGUUGCCUGCGAUUGGAUAUCCACGAUAAUCUGAAAUUGCACAGGGGCUUGGAUGCGAACGAUCUGCAAUCGGGUCAGGUGGGAGCUGGUCUUAAUGACGAACAACUGCCGGCAUUUGUGGCCCAUCAACUGGCCCACUGGAAAUUGUGGCACGUACGAAAGACCCUGGCGAUGAUCAAUCUGAGUCUUCUCCUCUAUCUAGUGCUCUUUGGAUUGUGCUACAAGUGGCAGACUCUUUACCUAGCUGCAGGCUUCACCAAAUUCUAUCCAAGUAUCGUGGGCUUUUGGCUAGUGUAUAAGUACCUAAUGCCGGUAUAUUACACCAUCAACGCCUGGAUCGUGUUCUUCUUUCUCCGGCAUUUUGAGUACGCCGCAGAUGCCUAUGUCGUUCGACGGGGUUACGGCGUACCGAUGAGGGCCGCUCUGCUCAAACUUUUUGCGGAUGACUACGAGUUUCCAUAUGUGGACCAUUGCUACCUCAUGUGGCAUCGCUUCAGGCCAUCGAUCCUCCAGCGAAUCCUAAAUCUACAGCGACUUGAGCAAAACCGUCGCGUCUCCAUUGUAUCCCUGAUUUGAACUCC